UGGUGUGACCAGGAAGCAAAUAGCACGUUAGCUCGUUUGCUAUUUGUGUUUACCGGAAUCCGCUACGUAAAUUCAACAACCGGUUAUUUGGUUGCUCGGUAUUAAUCGCAGUUAAUAUAAAGUAUAGUGUUUGAAGUCGUGGCUAACUUCCGGCUGCCGGAGUAUUUGUUUGAUAUGAUGCUAGUUAGCUAAGCUAUAGUAGCUAAGGAACAAGGUGCAGCAUGAAAGCCAUGAUAAUGAGGCAGUGUGUUCUUUAUGGACACAGAGGAUCAUGUCUCUGAUCCUGUUCGCCUUCGUGGUUCGGGUCAGGGAUGGACUCCCCCUGUCAGCCUCCACAGACUUUGAACACAACCAAGAGCUCCAGGAGCGGAAGCAGCAGCUCAGGACCAUCAGCAAAGUGCUGGGACGCUUCCCUGACAGAGGCUGCGUCAAGGGCCAGGAGCUUAACAUAUUCUUCAUCUCUUCAGAGGGUGUAUCCUACAUGACUGUGUGCCACUGCAGCCUCCCUGUUGCUAAGGCCUUCUGCUUCCUGGAAGAUCUGCGUUGGGAGUUCACAGCAUGUUUCAGUAGCACCGUUGUUACCUUGGCAGCCAGGCCAUAUCCAUUUUUGGAAUUUGAUGGCACCAUUCAGAAGCUGAAGCAGCAGUACAACCAGAGUGGUGGUCCGGCCCUCGAGGUGACGCUGGCAGAAGUCCAGGAGGAUCUGAGGAUCCAUCCACUACAAGUAAUUAACUUGGAUGAGGUGGAGCUCACCAACGGCAUCGCAAAUGGGCAUAUGGAGCAAGGUCCUGGAUCUGGUCCGAAUGUGAGACUUCAACCAGUGACGGCGCCGGGAAUCCUUUCUCUGGUUCUGAACAUUGUGUGUGCGUCGUUGAACGUAAUUCGUGGUGUGCACCUCAUAGAGAACACGUUCCAGGAUGACUACGAAGGUAUAUGGAAUGUUGUGGCAUUUCUUCUGGCUUUUGUCUGCUGUGUGUCCCAGUGCCACCUCUACCUGUUCCAUUCAUCCCUGAAGAAGCUGAUGUCCUUCACUCUGUUGAGCGUGGUCAUCCUAUGCAACUUGUACCUUUUCGGCCUGAGGAACAUAUGGCAAAUGAUCUUUCACAUUUCAGUGGCCUCGCUCUCCACCGUCCUCACCCUCCGCCGCAAAGUCCAGGACAGAACCAAUGACUGUGGGGUGUGAGGAGCUCAGCAUACUUAACAGUGUUGCACCGCACCCAGCACAGGUGAGAAUAACAUGGAAGACAAUGUGUUGAUCCAUACGAGUUAUGGUGAUGCCCUGCCCUUUAACAAAAACAUUCACAAACUCUGUGUCAUCAUAGACAAUGACUUGUGUACUUGCACUUUGUGUGAACUGUUUUCCUAGACUGCACCAACCAUACACUGUUUGCAGUUUUGUUUUUCUGGAUUCUUACAAAUAUCUGUUUAACCUUAAACUAAAUCUGUAAAAUGAAGGAAGAAGGAGAUGAAAAUGUUGAUCAAUCUCCGUCACACCCGUCUUGUUCUAAGUGUUUGUGAAGGGGCGGCAGGUGUUAGCUUUUUUUAAGAUGUUGACCAAAGUUUUCUCAUAGAAACUACAGUGUUGUUGAAGCUGGUUAUACUUGGGAUUUUAAAAUGAAGCACUCAGUAUUAUUUCUGCAACCGCAGGUCAUUGAUUAUCUUUGCAGUAAUCAGUUUACAAUGCUCGGUGGUGGUUCUUGAUUGUAACAGUCAUUUCAUUUAGUUGUACUUGAAUAAUGGGCAAUUGGAAAGAUAAUUAAAUACUCCAUUGGGUUUUGGUUGCAGGGAGAUAUUUAACUAUCAACCUAGUUUGAUAAAAAUGAGAGAAUCUAUGUAAAGUAAACGCAGCUGCUUUAUUUGUUUUUAAUUAUUUGCUCAAUCAGCCACAAAAUGGCCCAAAUUAGAAGAGGUAAUUGUUAAACUAUAGGUUGUUUCUGCCUUAUAAUGUGUGAUGAUGCGAAUAUAAUUGAUUGUUUCCAUUUAUUUAAUUUCAUCAUCUGAUAAAGAGAUGCACCGGCAAGUGCUCAGCAGGCUCAAAUUUAAGGGCUCCAUUCAUAACGACUUCACAGAAAAGACAUCAGUACUGAGACAUAUCUUUUACUCACAAUCUGCAUUCAACACAGCUUUUGUUUGAUUUUAUCACAUAAUCUCCAAUUUAAACAUUUUUAUACAGAAAAAGCAAAUAUAAGUGUUUUACUCAUUCAUCUUAUUCUACUGAUCCCUACAUUGUUAAAAUGUAAACUGUGGGUAAAAUAUAGAAAGCACUGAUAAGAAGGGUAAUUAUUUGAAAAUGUCGGAAAAAAAAUAUAUGUCUGCACUAUUUGGUUCCUUUUUUGUGUCAUUAUUGAAUAUAUUCCAUAUUGGGUUUAGCUUAAUGAUAUGUAAUACCUGAUUCCAGUUUAUUUGAUUGAGUUUUUUUGUGUUUGCUCCUUAAUUGUUAUAAACAUAGAAAUCGUAUGAUUCCACUUUUAUAUUUCAACAUACAUCAUUGUAGCGCUGCUUAAUAAGUGCAAGUCUCCUUGAGGGUAAUUGUGUGUAUUUAUCUUCUUAGUAAAUCAGUUUUUAAUUGCUGAAAUGCUGCACUGGUGGCAGUUAGGCAAAGGGAAUUCAAGUAUUAGUUGAUAGUGAUAGUUUUGUGGCUGCUGUAGAACUUUAGAAGCUUUGCCUUUUAUUGAUUGUUCUCUCAUUUAAUCAGGACAGUGAGACGGACAACAAACAUUUUAAGAGCAUUUAGAGCAGGGAAUUCCCUUUUUAAAAUGCCAGUUGUGAACAGACAAACUUAGUGCCCUUGUGAUGGGAUCUUCUUUAGCGGAUGUUAAUACCAGGCCUUUAUCUCGUCCCGCAAGCCAAACGUCCUUUACCAUUAAGUACAAGUUGUUCAGAAAAGCAAGUAUUGCUUGUAGUUUAGUCCAGAACUAUGGUUUUCUUUGACUGGGUGGACAUAAACUUUGUGAUUGCUGAUUUUAAAAUGUUUUAAACACAGUAAACAAGUCAAAGUAUGUUUGAUGCUGCAUGUUUUUUUCUGUGACGUAAUACUUUUGAUACAAACUCACCAUUUCCACUCAGAUUAGUGCAUAUUUACACCAUUUUAAUUCCACUGGUGACCGAAUGUAAUGUAAGAAUUAAGUGUUUCUAAGAUCCACGAAGAACCAAAUGAUGUGGAGGAUAUUUUAAUACUCAAAAAGAGCAUUAAGGAUACCAAUGUUUAAUAUGUGGGUAUUUAAACAUACAGUAUAAAUGUAUUGUUCAGGUGAAACAUGUGGCAGCCAUCUUUUAUUUAUUAUCAUCAAAAGACUUGACAGAAAACAGUUUGUAAAUUUGAUUAUCAAUAAAGUUCAGAGGUGAAAGCUGAAGGACGGUGUGUCAGGCUCCAGGACAUUUUGUCUUGUUCAAUACAAAACCCUGAAACGUGAUUUUUAUAUUUAAUGAGACACACAAGGUUGAUGCAGCUGUGUUUGUGUCUGCAGCCUGUUUAUAAUGAUGAGAAGUUACAGGGAUAUUGUCAUUUAUUGUAUCUGCCAAAUACACUGCUGUUUACGGGGCUUUGUUUUUUUCCUGCAAUGGUAAAACUGACAUUUCAUUAAUAAACAGUGUCUUUUUUUCCA
Molecule: messenger RNA, 3605 nt
Organism: Platichthys flesus (European flounder)
Lineage: Eukaryota; Metazoa; Chordata; Actinopteri; Pleuronectiformes; Pleuronectidae
Gene: sec22c
Product: SEC22 homolog C, vesicle trafficking protein
Exons: 7
Coding region: 272-1183 (303 amino acids)
Biological process (GO): endoplasmic reticulum to Golgi vesicle-mediated transport
Source: RefSeq, a predicted model, not a curated record